CUUGUCCGUCCGUCUGUAGUUGUAAACAGACCAGAGUUAUUGGGGCUGUAGAGUACCGGCACCGGCUUUGACUGUGUCCAUAGAAACAUUUUUAAUCCAAAGAAAUAUGACUCUAGUCCCUUCUACACUCUUCCGUUUCAUUAAACAAAUGAACUGUUUGACAAGAUCUAAUGCAUCUAUUAAAAUGACAAACAUCGCAACAAAAUAUAUUGGAAACAAUGGAUGGAGGAAUUCAGAUUUUAAUCGUAGAUUCAUAUUUUCACACGCUACAGAAGACUACAUUAAAUUGAUGGGCAAGGACUUGCAUGUGAAUCCAGGAUUUGGAGUUCUCCACGCAAAUGGAACUGUGGAUUUACUUAUAAAACCCACAAACCCACAGGAAUAUCCUGAUGCAGAUCGAGCAUUUAUUAACAUUUAUGGACUACCCACUGUCUCCUGUGAAGGUAUUAAUGUUGAACUAAUAGGAGAAUUGAAAGAUGUUCUCGUGAUAACUGCAACCCCAGAGUCAUCUAAGAUAUUCUGUGAAGUACAAAUACCAAUCAAGUAUGAUCUUGAUGUAAAGUUGCUUGAUGAUGCCUCUGUACAGAUAUUGGGGAUGGAGGCUGAUGAAGUAAAUGUGUCAACUGUAAACGGCGAAAUAAAUACCCAUGGGCUCAAAAGUCAUAAUAUUCAUGUUAACACUGAACAUGGUCACAUAACAUCUGAAGGUACUAUGCAAGGAAACAUCUUCAUUAAUGCUAAAACAACAAAAUUAAAAGCAAAAAGACUUCAAGGACUUAUUUUAGAUAUUGAAGCUGAGGAGCUAAGUACUGCAGUUGAGUCGUCCUACAUGAACCAGGGUCAAAUAUCAGCCCAUCGAGGAGAUAUUAUUAUCAAUAAUCUUCAUGGUUGUACAGAUUUAUUGAUCAAACAAGGUCAAGUUGUUAUCACUGGAUUUCAUGGCCAGAUUUCAGGCUUUGUUGGAUCAGGCAAAGUUGAUGUACAUGUUACUGAUGUCACAGGAAACUCAACACUUCACUUAAAUGAGGGAAGCUUGGUGCUUUCAGUUCUUGAGAACCCCAGGCAUGACCUUGAGGUGACAGCCACAUCUCUAGAUAUUAGCAAAGAGAUUAAAUCAGCAGGAACUACAGCAUCUGGAAGCAGUCAGACUUUUAACUUAGUAAAAAAUGACAAUGCAGAGGCAAGUAUACUGAAAGCCACAGUAUUAAACGGAUCAGCUCAAGUAAAAUACCAGGAUUGGUUUUCUACUUUAGGGAUAAAGAUGUAGGCACAAUGUAAACUCACAUAGUACAUGUAAUUAAAGGAUAAUUAGGAUCACCCUUGAAACAAUUUCCUUUUACCAAUUACUCUAAGGAAGUUUAUGUUGUGUUGGAAAGUCAUUAUAGUGAAUAUAAUUGUGAUUUCAAUUGAAUGAACUUCUUUAAUUCUU
This is a messenger RNA of Homarus americanus (American lobster), 1429 nucleotides long. Its product is annotated as protein FAM185A-like. The record is from RefSeq and is a predicted model, not a curated record. NCBI's taxonomy places the organism in Eukaryota, Metazoa, Arthropoda, Malacostraca, Decapoda, Nephropidae. The coding region runs from base 107 to 1267 and encodes 386 amino acids. The transcript has 6 exons.